CUGAGCCAUUUAAUUCAAUAUCUUUUUUUUUUGGGUGCUCUGGUAGUUUCAUUCUCUAAUCAUCUCGUUCACUGUCAGACUCGCCUAGUCAGUCUUUUUUUUCCCGCUUCCUUUCUUCAGAACAAAUAUGCGGCUCUCGAAGAGCUAUGUGCCGGCACUCUUGGCCCUGGCUUCAGUAGCUGUCGCUACGGAGCCAGAGAUGGUCAUCACUGAGACUGUUCACGAGACCAUGCACGAAACAGUACAUGUGACUAUGCCGCCAGAGACGAUAAAAGAGACUGUUCAUGUAACAUUGCCGCCAGAAACAGUAAAGGAGAUGGUACAUGUGACACUGCCGCCCCAGACAGUAAAAGAGACGGUGAAAGAGACAGUUCACGUAACCUUGCCGCCAGAGACAGUUAAGGAAACGGUUCAUAUAACGCAGCCACCUAUGACGGUAAAGGAGACAGUCCAUAUAACUCUACCACCUCAAACGGUGAAAGAGACCGUCCAUAUAACCCUGCCACCCUCGACGGUGAAGGAGACGGUGAAAGAGACGGUACACGUUACGCAAACGGCACAUGUUACACUACCUCCAGAGACCGUACACGUCACGCUCCCUCCCCAAACAGUAAAGGAGACGAUCCAGGUGACUAAGGUGGAAGAGAAGCUCGUCACGAAGACCCAGUUACAUACGGUGGUCCAAACCGCCAUCCAGACGAAGGUUGAGACCAAGGUCGAGUCCGUACACGUAACUCUACCCCCGCAAACCGUGAAGGAGACCAUUGCGGUGAGCGUGCCUGUAACGAAGGUGGAAACAGUCAAGGAGAGCUUUGCCGUGACGAAGGUGGAGACGUCGAAGGAGACCCUGCAGGUCAGUGUUCCGGUAACGAAGUUGGAGACUCUCAAGGAGACGGUCCAGGUACACGUCAGUGUCCCAGUGACAGUCAAGGAAUCCUUUGCUGUCAGUGUUCCGGUCACAGUGAAGGAGUCGAUAGCAGUCAGCGUUCCGGUAACGGUCAAGGAAUCGGUGCCGGUGACAGUCAAGGAAAGCAUUGCCGUCAGCGUCCCGGUGACUGUUAAGGAAACUGUACACGUCAGUGUUCCAGUAACUGUCAAGGAGUCCGUUGCUGUCAGCGUUCCUGUAACAGUCAAGGAGAGCGUAGCUGUGACGCAGGUACAGACAGUCAGAGAGAGCGUUGCCGUCAGCGUCCCAGUGACCGUCAAGGAAUCUGUACACGUCAGCAUUCCAGUAACUGUCAAGGAAUCUAUCGCAGUUAGUGUUCCGGUAACAGUUAAGGAAAGCGUAGCGGUAACGCAAACUGUCAAGGAGAGCGUCGCAGUCAGCGUGCCUGUGACUGUCGCUGUCACGAAGACCGAGGUCCUCAGCCAUCUACAGACCGCGGUGCUUACUGAAACCGUUCACAUCACUGCUCCGCCGCAGGUAGUCAAGGAGACCGUACACGUUACGCAGGCUGUGACCGAAACUGUCCACGAGACGGUCCAUGUUACCUUACCACCGCAUGUUAUGACGGUUUCCGAAGUCGUCCAUGUCACUGUCACUGAGGUCGCGUCAGCUUGCGAUGCAGUUCCCCCGAUGACCCAUGAAACAACAACCGCGAUGGCCCACGAAACCACAUCCGCGAUGGUCCAUGAAACAACGUCUGCCAUGGUCCACGAAACGACAUCUGUCAUGGUCCAUUCAACUGCAGUUGUCCCGCCCAUGGUUCACGAAACGUCAACUAUGGCACAAUACAUUAAUUCCACGUCCGUCGCUCCGCCCAUGGUCCACGAGACUGCUGUGCCGACAGAGGCAGUCAACUCUACCAUGCCCGCCGGAACAGCCACCGGAGCGAUGCCGCCAGCACCCGCAUCCUCUCUAGCCUUGGGAUACAUGAUUCCCCAUAACGCACGUCGGUGGCGGGCGUAGAGAAUUAUUUAAUUAAGAGUGCGCGAAAUAUCACGACGGGUUUUUGGGAGUGUUAGACUUUGAUAUACACUACGGGAUGUGCUUAUGGGUACUGGGCCAUUACAGAGCUGGACAAAUGCAGCAAAGGAUUUCCUAAUGUUAUUUAAUUCGUUCGACUUCUGUUCCACGGUCCGGCCCCCCCAAUGUUUUUUUAACGGCUUUAUAUGCAAGAUGUAGAUGACAGGACAAAUGAAAUGAUUUAAUAUAUCUUUAUAAUGG
This is a messenger RNA of Hypoxylon fragiforme, 2167 nucleotides long. RefSeq lists its product as uncharacterized. The record is from RefSeq and is a predicted model, not a curated record. The transcript is spliced from 2 exons. Lineage: Eukaryota; Fungi; Ascomycota; Sordariomycetes; Xylariales; Hypoxylaceae. The coding region runs from base 128 to 1909 and encodes 593 amino acids.